Homo sapiens (human) is the source of this 3078-nucleotide messenger RNA. The record is from RefSeq and is a predicted model, not a curated record. NCBI's taxonomy places the organism in Eukaryota, Metazoa, Chordata, Mammalia, Primates, Hominidae.
AAGGAGAAGCCGUGAUCUGGCUAUAUGGUGGGGCGCGGGCGGUGUCGCUGUGGGGAGCUGGUGCUGUUCUCAGGAGCCAGCCUGGAUCAUUUGUUGGCAGUACAUAUUGGCUGAAGUCAGUUUUCAUUUCAAGAUGUUUCCUUCCAAUGGGCUUUUGGUGUAGGAUGUCGGAGAACCAAGAACAGGAGGUAAGAGUAUGGUCUGCAGAGAACAGGAGGUGAUUACAGUGCGUGUUCAGGACCCCCGAGUGCAGAAUGAGGGCUCCUGGAACUCUUAUGUGGAUUAUAAGAUAUUCCUCCAUACCAACAGCAAAGCCUUUACUGCCAAGACUUCCUGUGUGCGGCGCCGCUACCGUGAGUUCGUGUGGCUGAGAAAGCAGCUACAGAGAAAUGCUGGUUUGGUGCCUGUUCCUGAACUUCCUGGGAAGUCAACCUUCUUCGGCACCUCAGAUGAGUUCAUUGAGAAGCGACGACAAGGUCUGCAGCACUUCCUUGAAAAGGUCCUGCAGAGUGUGGUUCUCCUGUCAGACAGCCAGUUGCACCUAUUCCUGCAAAGCCAGCUCUCGGUGCCUGAGAUAGAAGCCUGUGUCCAGGGCCGAAGUACCAUGACUGUGUCUGAUGCCAUUCUUCGAUAUGCUAUGUCAAACUGUGGCUGGGCCCAGGAAGAGAGGCAGAGCUCUUCUCACCUGGCUAAAGGAGACCAGCCUAAGAGUUGCUGCUUUCUUCCAAGAUCGGGUAGGAGGAGCUCUCCCUCACCGCCUCCCAGUGAAGAAAAGGACCAUUUAGAAGUGUGGGCUCCAGUUGUUGACUCUGAGGUUCCUUCCUUGGAAAGUCCCACUCUCCCACCCCUCUCCUCACCAUUAUGCUGUGAUUUUGGAAGACCCAAAGAGGGAACCUCCACUCUUCAGUCUGUGAGGAGGGCUGUGGGAGGAGAUCAUGCUGUGCCUUUGGACCCUGGUCAGUUAGAAACAGUUUUGGAAAAGUGAGCUCUGGGUUCUGCUCUGAGAUGGUCAGAGAAGAUGCGGGCCAGGAGACUUACUCAGGUGGGACUGGGCACAGGGCAGGUAUGUGGGAGGCUGGGCUGCUUAGUGUCUUCUAGUCACCUCUGCUUGGGCUGAUUGACAGAGGUCAGUCAUUACAGCCCCUUAUGCCUCUUCCAUGGGAACAAAUACUGUGCAGAUGUUUGUAAGUUAAACAUAAGACACAGGGGCUGUUGCUUUUGAACAGAACCCUAUAUUACUCUCCUGGGAUCUGAGUUUCUGCAGGUCAUUUGUAUGUAGGACCAGGAGUAUCUCCUCAGGUGACCAGUUUUGGGGACCCGUAUGUGGCAAAUUCUAAGCUGCCAUAUUGAACAUCAUCCCACUGGGAGUGGUUAUGUUGUAUCCCCAUCUUGGCUGGCUUCAGUUUUUGCUGUAGCCCUAGAGCACUUUGUUUGUGGGAGGCUGGCCUCUUGCCUACCUCCUUGCAUGGACAGGGGGAUGAAUAUUUACUUUCCCACCUCCUUGCUUUUUCUUUCACUGAUACCACUGAAUGGAACUGGUGCUGUGACUCCUGCUGCUGGGGAUUUAUGUCCCGAGACCUUAGCCUGGCUGAGUGGAGCCUGAGACCUGCACAACAGCUCAUGGUCAUGCAUGAGAGAGAAGUGGCUGGCCACAGCCAGAGGGAACAGUAACAGCCCAGGGGCCUUUAUUUUGGGAAAGGCUGUCCCGGGCUGUUACUGUCUCUUCUGGUUAUAAAGCAGACAUGUGGCCAUCUUUUCCGCAGGGUUAGAGUGGGCUCCUUUCUUUUUGGAAUCCUUUUCUUCUCCUUUGGUAGCAGCUCCCUGCCUCCAGGGCUUCCGCCACCAGCGUCUCUGCUGUGUUGCGCAGUGCAGUGGGGUGCAAGGGCUUUGUUUCUGCCUGCCUGAAAGAGAGGGCUCUGGGGAUGGAGAUGAGAAACAACACGCUCUCCUUCAGACAAUGAGGCAUUCUGUCCUCCUGCUGCCAUUCUUCAUCUCCACUGAGAGCCAGAGCUGGUAGGAGCCGAGUGCCACAGGCAUUCUGCAUUGCUCUACUCUUAGGUUUGUGUGUGUGAUCCUUCCCCUCCCUGUCGCCCACUCCUCCCUCCUCUGGCUAUCCUACCCUGUCUGUGGGCUCUUUUACUACCAGCCUAUGCUGUGGGACUGUCAUGGCAUUUAGUUCAGAGUGGAGGGGCUUUGGCCUGAAAUAAAAUGCAAGUAUUUAAGAUUGUUGUUGCAAUUUGUGUCUAACAAGCUGUAGCAGAGAAGGAGGGAGUGAGCGCUGGCAGUAUUUCCUUUCAUAAAUCAUGAAUUUAUCAGUGUGGAAAUAAUGCUUCAGAACUGUGCUCUGUAGCCCUCCUGCAUUGUGUGUGCAGCUCAAGUUCACCACUGGAGGAAGGAUUGUCUUCCAAAGAGCUGGGAUCCAACUCUUCUCACAGUUCUGGGCGUGAACCUUGUUAGGUAUAAUUUACCUGAUGCUGCUUCCAUCCUCGCAGUCUGUCUGAGGUGCCAGGUGCUGAAAGAGAAAUAAAGUUUGUCAACAGGCAGAUGCAAAGCCCUGGCUGGUAUUCAUCCCUCUUUCCUGCCCGCCUCCCCUGGGUCUCUCCUUUAUAUGAUGCAGCAGAGCAAGGCGAGGAUAGAAAACCUACAGAGGCAAAUCCAAAAUGUCAGAAGAAGUUCAUUUAAAAGGGGAAAAAAACUCCAUGUGCAACCCUCACAAAAACCCGACAGAUGCUAAGCUAAUGGCAUCCGCUCUGCCGAUUGGUGGGGAUGGCUCAUGAAUAUUAAUGAGCCCAAUGCUCCAAAUGGUGCAGCUGUGAACCCAGCUGUGCCUGAAGCUCUCUGAUCUCGAAACUUCCAGACAGGAGCUGGAGGUGGUCUGUGUCAAUUCCCUACUCAGCCAAAAAAACAGCAAGCUGGGUUGGCCUUCUUCUGUUUGCUCCUUUUCUUCCUGGAGUUGGUGCUCAGCAGCUAGUUCUGCCAGCCGGCUAGGCUGCUGGGACAGCAGGAGCCAUUCAAAGACAUGGAUGUGAUUUUUCUGACUCCCAGCUUUUUUAAUGAUCCAUUAGCAGCAUGCAUACA